This is a messenger RNA of Oldenlandia corymbosa var. corymbosa, 858 nucleotides long. The record is from the annotation of a GenBank genome assembly. NCBI's taxonomy places the organism in Eukaryota, Viridiplantae, Streptophyta, Magnoliopsida, Gentianales, Rubiaceae.
AUGGCCUGGUUUAUCACCAGAUCUCACAAGGCGCCACCGAUAUUCAAUGUUCCGGCUGCAAAUUUCCGGGCUCCGGCAACGUCUACGCGUGUUGGCAAUGCAGUUAUUUUCCUACACGAACAAUGCUUUCAGGCAAGCCGAUCUUUGAAACAUCCUUCCCACAUUGCUCAUCCUUUGGUGUUAGCCCCAUUCCCUACUUACCCUACAAAUUCUUUCCAUUGCGACUCUUGCAGUCACAUUGGAUAUGGCUUUUCUUAUUGCUGUUAUGAAUGCGAGUUCGACCUUCAUAUCCACUGUGCUUUAAAAUCCAAUCCAAUUCCUUCUCCCCUGCCUAAAAAUUCCUCUGUUUCUCCUUAUCCUGACUUAUUGAAUUUAAGUCUUGGAAGAAACAAAGAUUCCAAUUCUCAACCUGAUGCAGUUCCAGCGCAACAAACUCAGAACAUUAACCACAAUGCCAACUUUCCUCCGUCUUAUCCCCCAUUAACACCCACUGGCGGCUAUUUCCAAUCGGUCCAGCAUACUAAUACUAACCCGAGUUCUGUUCCAAAUGAUUCCCUUGUCUUUCAAAACUAUCCUGACUCAAUCCCACAAAAUGUUACUCCGAAUCCUCUACUAUACGCCCCGAAUCCUCUGUCUACUACUACUCCAGUAACUUUGCCGAAUGCCUAUCUUCCUGAAGUCAAUAUGCAGCAAUAUCCUCCAACUGAAAGUUCUUCAGCCGGGAUUAAUUUGCCGGAGUCAGCAAGUAGUUGCAUCCAAGAAAAAUCUCUACCCAAUCCGUUACCUGCCCCGAGUCCGAUUUCAUCAACGAGUAAUCCUUCAAAAGAUGAGGAGAUAAAGCAUUUUGGCCAUCCAUGA